AACAAUUUUAUUUCAGAUUCUACGUAUCACUGUGAAACCACAGAUUUCUUCGGAGGAUAUGUUUUGUUAGACGGCUGAAUUUAAUCAGAGAAUUUAAUGGAAACUGGUUGCCGUGUUGUCCGAGGACCUGACUGGAAGUGGGGAAAUCAAGAUGGCAGCGAAGGACAUGUUGGCACUGUAGUUGUUGUUGGCAAAACCGGCAGUGUAUCUUCCCCGGAUAAAACUGUUGUCGUUCAGUGGGAUGGUGGAACGAGGACCAAUUACAGAUGUGGUUAUCAAGGAGCAUUCGAUCUCUGUUUGUUUGACAAUGGCCCAGUCGGUAUGUAUAUUCUUUUGAAGUUGUAUAAUAAGUUGUACACUCACACCUGGGCGAAUUUGGUGUUUAUUCGGUCAUUAUUUUUAUGUGAACCUUGUAUCGAUCUAAACAUGUGCAAUUUGCACACAAGGUGAUACGGCAUUUGAAAAAUCGCGUUUGGACACGGUGCUUCACACAAGCUAUGUAUUAUAAGUGCUGUUACGACUAAAAUACACGAACGAAAGCGAAAAAAUGGUGAAUUCGGCUGCUCACGUAAACAGCGAUACGUAAUUAUUCAUGCUUCUACGAAUGUUUUUCAUUGUUAUUUUCCUUUAUGAGAGGAUAAUUACGCAGAAAUGCAAUUUGAGAUUACUAUUUGGAGACGCUUUUGCUUUCCGUGAAUUUUGGGCGGCAUUCGUGGAAAAUUUCGUAGAAGCUUGUAGUUCUGAGAAUCAAGUCAACGUCAUGCAUGCAUAAUUCCACUUGGAAAUAGAACUGGAAUUUAUUAUGUUGAUUUUUUUUACCAGGUGAGAAAGCUAAGGAAUUCUUAAAGGAAAUCAAUAAAACUUUGCACCAUCACUUUCCAUUUUACUUUAUUAAAGUUAUAUGAUAAGCUAAACAUGAACUGGAAUGAACUAAUUUUUUUUAAUCAAAUGAGAAAGCUACUGUAAGGGAAUUUUGUAAAUCAUCACUUAAAUUUUGCAUCAUAAGUUUUCUCUGCAAGUUGUUAACUUUUAUAUGAGGAGCUAGAUUAUAGACGUGUUUUGAUUGGUAUUUACUUAUGAUCUAUCUGAGGAGAAACACAUGGAUGACAUCACCAUUAAUAAAAUUUUCUCUAAUAUCAUAUAAAUUAGAUAGAUGCCAUGUUUCCUUGGAUCUUAGAAGACAUCAAUAUGUGGAAAGAAAUUUAGUGGCAAUUUUUUGGUUCUGAUCAGAUCUUCAGCUCAUCUGUGAUCUAUUACUGAACAGAUGCAAGGCAGCAAGGAUUCUAUCUGUAAAAUGUUAUAGGUGAUCCACAACUGAAAAACUGUACAUCUGAGACAGAGUUACCUGUAAAUCUCCUUUCAUGUUUGGUCCAUGGGAAAGCAACCACAUAGUCUCUAUUACAGGGGUCUUUAAGCUGGGGUUGUUUUCUAAUCUUUCGUUAAAGUGAUGUAACAAAAUAAGGUUAUUGAUGACUUGCAUUUGUUAUUCCAACAGGUGUUAUACACAAUAAUGUUUCUUGUAAUGAAUGCAAGAAGCAAUCCAUUGAAGGAAUGCGCUGGGAAUGUGCAGACUGUCUGAACUACAAUUUGUGUACUUCAUGCUAUAUGAAUGAUAAGCAUUCACUGGAGCAUGGAUUUAACAGAAUAGAAGCUCGUGGAAAACCAGGGUGAGUUUUUAUUGGUUGUUAACCCUUGAACUCCCAGAAGUGAUCAACAUGAAACUUCUCCCAAUAAUAUCCUUACAUUAUCCAGCAAACAGCUAAUGAGAAUAUUCCAACUUAUCAGGUAGAAGUUGUUGUCUUGAUCUAACACCAAAUUCUUGUAACUAAUUUACAAGGAUAUGUGUAGCAGUUAGAAGGGUGAAUUACCAAUCAGAUCUUGGGAGUUAAAGGGUUUAGUUAUGAUUGGUCUUAACAUAUUCAAAUCUGAAUCAAUAAAAAGGGCAAUUUAAGUUUGGAAUCAGGCUCAGUAAUUCUCGAAUUUCAACUCUUAAAUGGUUUUUGCUCAAGUGCAUGUCACUGGUGGUAAGCAUUUAAAUAAACAGUGACUUGAUUUUCAUCUAGUUGAUAUUAAGCUUGGCACUGGUUUGAGUUCAGGUGUUUAUGUUUCACCCUUUUGUUCACAAGGUCUGCCAUGCAAUUGUUGUGAUGUUAGUUUGGAGAAUUUGGUAUUGGAUCACCUAAUAAUCCCCUAAUUGAUACUUUUCUUUUUCUUCAUCACUUGCCAGCUUGAUGUUGUAUUGAUAUUGCAAAGGGAAUUUUUGUCUUGGUCCUUCGUGGAAGUUGAUUAUUAUUGUCAUUGUCUUUGACAUUGCCAUCAACAUUGUCAUCUUGAUCGUCAUUGCCAUCAUUGUGGUCAUCAUCGUUAUCAUUUUCAUUAUGUUUGUCAUAAGCAUUAUCAUCAUUGUCAUUAUCACUAUAAUCAUUAAUAUUAUUAUUAUCUAUUCUAUUCUCUGUGACAAAGAAGACAAUUUGAAAUGUGUCACGACUAAUUUUAGGUUAUCUAAUGUGUUUUAAUUCCUUUUUUUUUUUUUUGUAGGGUUUACAUUGGCCGAAGACUUGGAAAGUGUAAGGUUGAGGCCAAGGGUAUAUUUUGUGGUGCACAGGUUACAAGAGGACCUGACUGGGACUGGGGUAAUCAGGAUGGAGGGGAGGGAAGUGUUGGUCAAGUUUUAGAUGUGAGAGGUUGGGAGACAGAGAGUUUUCAAAGUGUAGCAUGUGUGAUGUGGAAACCUAUGAGUACAAAUGUGUACCGUGUGGGACAUAAAGGGAAGGUGUGUAGUUUAUAUACAUACAGAGUUUUCCAUGUUUCAUCACUGAACUACCUGGGUCUGUAAAAGUAGCAAGGCUAGAAACUUUUUCUUCAAGUCACUUGUUCCUUGGGACAAGUGCAGUGUUUAUUUUACUUGUUGGGACCAAAAGUGCAUUUGUCUGAAAAACCUGACAUCUUACAACAACUAGAUUGUAAGAAGCCUGAUUUGCUUAGAAAUUAAUGGGCUGUAAUAUUUUGUGUCAUUUUCAUGUAGUGUUUGAUAAACAAAAUUACAUUAUUUUAUCUUACUUUCUGUGAGCGGUACAUCUCGUGGGUAGCAAAGUUAUCAAACCUAGUAAAAGUAGCUGAUACUUUACAUGUCUAAAGUCAGGUAAAUGAGGGUGUAUUGCCCUUAUUGCCCUUUAUUGACAUUUGAAUGGCCUAAGUUUCCUGCCCUUAGUUGGGAAAGUUGAUAAUAAUGCUGUAUCAACAUGGCAGAGCCAAGAGAUGAGCAAAACACCAUACCACUAUCACAAUGUUAAUUGGAGAAUUUGGUAUUUGAUCAACUAAUAAUCCUGUUAUUGAUAUUUUUGCUUAUCUCAACACUUUUCAGCUUGGUCACACAUCUGUAUUAGUCACACAUUAGAGUUAGGUGUUAACAUCUCUGUAGCUUAGCUGUUGGGGCACCUGACCUCAUCUUCCCCUGUACAGAAAUUUAUGGUUUGACUUAACAGAGAGGUGCAGUGACAUCAGAGCUUGAAUCUUUUUAAACUGUUUUUUCCAGGUGGAUUUGACUUGCAUCAGUGAGGGUUCUGGAGGAUUUUACUACAAGAAUCAUUUGCCAAAACUAGGACAGAAGCCUGAAUCCCUGAUUAUUCCUUCAACAAGUAGUGCAGCCUCAUCAGCUGGUUCAGUUGACAACUCUGUAAAUUUUGAGGUUGGUGAAGGGGUUAGAGUGCUGUUGGAUGUUACUACACUGAAGGAUAUUCAGGAGGGACAUGGUGGAUGGAAUGACAAAAUGGAAGAGGUACAUGUACAUCUUAACAUUUGACUGUUUGAAAUACUCACUGACUGAAUGGUAGAUUGACUGAUUGAUUGACAGACUAGCAGACUGACUGACUGUCUCAUUGGCUGGCCAAAAGACUGACUUAGUGACGACAGACUGAGUGACCAAAAGACUGACAAAGGUCAACUAACUCACUGAUAGACAAACAGACUAACAGGCAGACUAAAUGUCUGACUGACUGACUCAUCGACUCACUGAUGGACAGACUGACUCACCAAAAGACUGACUUAGAGACUGAAUUAUUCAUUGACAGAUAAGUGGACCAACAGGCACUACAGAUGUAGCAUCACAGUUUCUUCAGAAGCUUAUCCCGUUUUAAAUUGAACAAAUGUCUUACCAGGUAACAGACAAAUUGACCAACAGACUUACUGGCUAACCAACCUACUGGUAAAUUGACACACUGUCUGACUGACAGCCUGACCAACUGACUUAUGGGUAGACAGACAGACUGGCUGACUUAAUUUCUGAUUCCCUGAUUGCCCUACUGAAAGAUACAUCUCAGUGAUAAACUGCCAAACACAACUUAUUACAAAGUUAUCUUAAUUCAGGUGAUUGGGCUUGUGGGUACAGUUCAUAGAAUCACUGAGAGAGGAGAUGUCAGAGUACAGUAUCCUGGGUUUGCAAACAGGUGGACAUUUCAUCCAGCUUCACUCACAAAGGUAUUGUUUGGUUUUAUAGUGAAUUAUAUUUUCUGGCGAUUGAUCCUUUUCAUACACCAGCAUAUCAAAGGAUUUUGCUUAAAGAUAAAAGAACGUUCCAGUGACGAAUAGUUGACAGAGAAGUGUAGCCAGAGUAUCUGUGAAAUUUUGAAGACUAGGCAAAAAUAUUACUUAGAAUAUACAGCACCAGCAUAAUGGGUAACUUCAAAAUUUUGAAGACUAGCCAAAAACAUUACUAAGAGUAUACAGUACCAGCAAAAUGGGUCACUUCAACUGCAUAUUUUGUCAUCCAUCGACAGGUGGAGGAGUUUCGUAUCAAUGAUAAAGUAAGCAUCAUAAAAGAUCAAGCAUUGCUCAAGAAACUUCAGGUUGGGCACGGAGAAUGGACAGAUAGCAUGGCUGUGGUAAGGAAAUGGAUAUCUGAGAAAUAAUUGUUUAUUCGUAAAGCGCAAAUUUUUACGCUCGGAUCAAAAUUGUCUGGAACUCACUUUUUAUAGCUUACUUUUCGAUUGAGAGUAAUAAAGUGGAAACCAAAAUAAUUAAUCACUCAAUCAAUCAGUCAAUCAAUCUUAACCAAUCAGAAGAAAGGAAAAUUUUCUUAGUAAGAGCCAAUGAGAAGUCAAAGCAAAAAGAAACAAACUGCCUAAAGCGCGGGAAAACGCGGGUGACCAAAUUUCAAUUUUGCAUCUCAUUGGUUGAGAAAGUGGCACGAGUUUUUUUGGACCAAUCACGGAGCGAAGUAAAGCAAAAACAAUGCAAUCCCGCAUUACUUUUGAUUCUUAAUUAGAAACUGCUCUAAUUAUUCCAGUGGUAAUUAUCUUUGUAUUCCUCAAUAGGCUUUAGGCAAAGUGGGUAAAGUGCUAAAGAUUUAUUCCGAUGGCGACAUCCGCGUGGCUGUUGCUGAUCAUGCAUGGACGUUUAACUCAGCUGUACUGGUGAAGGAGGAAUCUGCAGCUACGCCAUCUGGUUAUGACCCACAGUCCACCUCGCAGAGGGGACAGGUAGAGUUGCAAGGAAUCUUACAACCGUCGUCAUCCUCGUCAUCUUCUUCUGCCUCACAACAGAAUCAUCAUGACAAUUUGACAGCAGAGGAACGAAGACAAUCUCAGCAAUUGCAGACGGAGAUAGGUAGAAAACUUAACCCUUUACACUCAAACAUCAGUAUCCAUAUUCUCCUUACCCUCCUCUAUACGUUUUCUUUGCUACUAACAAGGAGAAUUCCUUUAACAAUCAAAGCUUCCUAGGUUGGUGGUCAUCUUCUUUAUUCUCUUGGUUUUGUUAUUCUCCUUACCCUCCUCUACACAUUUUCUUUGGUAAUAACAAGGAGAAUUCCUUUAAUAAUCAAAGCUUCCUUGUUUGGUGAUCAUUUUCUUUAUUCUCUUGGUUUUAAUGAAUGAUUCAGCAGUAUUAUUGUAAGGAGAAAUUAGAGGCUGAUCACUCUUAGGGUUAAGAAUUGACUGCCACUGCCCCACUUAAGAAGAUAUAGAACAUGUGUGUUAUCACAACUUUCUGAAUUUGAUACAAAAAUGUGUUUUCUCUAAAAUAUUAAAAAACACAUUCUUUAACUGUAAGGUGUUAGUUAUUUUCCCACAUGCCUGUUAAAGUACACAUUCUGUUUAUGUAUCGAAGCAAGACGCAUCAUUUUAUGAUGAUGAUUGGAAAAGAAUUUUGGUAAAACCUUUUUGUUACAUUUGUUGUCAGAUUUUUAAAUUUGAGACUCCAAAAUGUAAAUGAAGAACCAUCAGUCCGAAUUGAUUUUUCUAAUCGUCCUUACACAUGCUGUCAAAAAUAUAAAUCUGUAGUUCUAAAUAGUACCACUCACAUGUCAGUUGACAGUCCUUCGAAACUCAAUCCACGAUCCACGAUUCUCGAUUCACACAUACAUACAUACACAUACAUACAUACACUUUACUGGAUCUCCCUUAACAGGGCUUUUCGGACAGAACUUACUAAAUCUACAGUAUCUGCAAUCAUAAUUACAAUCAUGAUAAAAAAAGCCAAUGAUGUUUAUUCAUUAAAUAUACUGUAAAAUAUUCUCGAUCCUCGAUUCUUAAGGCUCAAGUGGAGUUCGAGAAAGUCGAGAAAUUUCCGAUUCGAGUUUGGAGACUUUUGUCAUCAAUUGAACAUGUAGGUGGUGAUAGAGGCUUCUCUAAAUUAAUUAAUCUUUUUGUGUUUGUUUGUUUUUAUGAAGACCAAUCGCUGAGGUCCUUGUUAGAUCACCUCCGUAUCAACAGUUCAACGGACAUUGGAUCCAUGAUCAUAAGCGAAGCAGGACAAGGGAAUGUUGAACAACUAAAGGACUUGUUCCGUGCUCAUCCAGAUAAGGUGUCAUACUGUAUUAUUCUGACUUAUGUUUCAAAGGCACUAGAAAGUCGCUUGUCGUACAAUGCAUAAUUAUCUUCAACAGAACGAGUUUCAAUUGAGUGGCGAAAAUAUUCCGGGAUUGCUUUGGUUUUACUUUAUUCUGUGAUUGGUUCAGAAAACGUGCGCCAUCCUCUCAACCAAUCAGAUGCCAAACUAAACACAAUCGCGACUGCGUCACUCGCGUUUUCCCGUGCUUCAAGCAGUUGGCUUGUUUUCACCCUGAGUUCUUAUUGGCCAAUAACCAUGUAAACUUUUGUCCUGAUUGGUCACAUGGAUUACUUUGGUUUUACAACACUCAAUUGAAAACUUCACUAUGAACGAAACUAUUGGUUUGAUAAGGUAGGAAGACGUGAAAAUGAGAGAACAAAGGAACGGGGGUGAUGAGAGAUGAAGACCUCUUACUCGCAUCAAAAGUGAGGAACUUGAAUAUUUUACCUGAAUUUUUUUUAAGAUUCUCAUAUCUUGACGCAAGUCCUCUGAAGCGGUUAGGGUUGGGGCUAGGGUUAGGAAUAUCGGGGGCUCUCUUGGUUUGAAGCAAUGUUACCUAGUGCUUUCCUUAAAGGUUCCAUUAUUUUGUUUUAACUGACUUAAUACUGUGUUUGCAGGUGGAUGUGGUGCGAUCAGACAAGACAGCACUACAGAUAGCCAGUCAUCAGGGACUCACAGCUGUUGUUGAACUUCUGAAUCAGUUUGGCGCAGAUAUUAACUUACAAGUUAGUGAUUCUGAUUAAGAUUAAUCAAUAAAUAGACGUCAGAACUUUUUAGCGAUGCUGGAACAAAGAAUAAACUUAGUCUCUUAAAGAAUUUGAUCCCUAACCUGAUCCCUGUCAGUUUAGUUGUUAUGUACCCAACUGAUAAAGAAUGUUUUCAAUGUUAUCUAUGUUUAAAGGAUCUUAAAGUAGGGUUGGUCUCUUAAAUUUAAUAGCAAUAUAAUCUAUUCCAUUUAAAGUAACACACUUACCUUGUGCUAGGCAAUAAUUUUUGGCAUAAAUUUAGAUACACAAACUUGCGUACGAAGCGUCUGAAUUUGAGUACGAAUCGACUGAAUAUGAAACGUCCAGGUACGAAACGGCGGAUACCACCGCUUCUUGCAUGUAAUGAUACAGUUAGGAAAUGAUAAUUUAUAAAUUCGAUCGUCGAGUAAAGGAAGGUUGAUUGACACAGGUACGUAUCCAAAAAGGAAGCUUAGGGUUCAGAAGAAACCUAGAACAAUUUUUGUGCAAAUAAUCCCAGGAUGUCCAGAGUAAUUAGGCUGAACAAACACGUAGUCCAUCUAGUUUUAACGUAUUGUUUUGUUUCCUUUUCCAGGAUUCUGAAGGUGACACAGCUUUGCAUUAUGCAGCAUUUGGGUGAGUGACAGAUACUGGGGUUACUGACCAAUCUUAGUCUUAGUCAAUACGUCACUAAUUUGCUUAACAGUCCUCGUUUUUGUAUCCAUUUGCUCUUGCAUGGAGCGAGAAACUGUGUCUUGUUUAAACCCAGAACUUUAAAGAAUAAAUAUCACUUUAUUUAUGUAGCGCUAUUUCUAUCGCUAUCCAACAGCGCUUUACAAUGACAAAAUAAACAUAAAGUGCUUGAAAAUCCCAAUUGGCAGGAGGCAGGCCAGUUGGCUAUUUACACAUCGCAGCCAAGGAGUUGAACUCGGGGCGACCGAGAACAAAUCCAACGCAUGGCGGGGUGGAGGACUUGAACCCGGGACCACCAGAUUACAAGUCCAGCACCCUAACUACUUAGCCAAGCCGCCUCCAGUAUAUAGACCUUAUAAGACCAUAAUAGGUGCCAGCACUAAAGAGUGAUCCAGACCCUCUCGUAAUGAUUCAUAACAAUUAACUACAAUUUAUUCCAAUAGUAAUCAGCCCACAACAGCUGCCACUCUGUUAAAAGGAGGCGCAGAUGGAAACCGGCUCAACAAAAACAAAUGUUCCCCGUUGCAUGUUGCAGUAAACAAGGGCUUCACGGACGUUGUGAAAACGUUUCUUAGCUGUUCAUGUAACGUCAAUGCUCAAGUAUGUUACUUAUUCGUACCUUGUCGUUGAUGUAAAGAGUUAUUUUAUAAGAUAAAAAUAAAAAUGUAGCCUGAACGGACUGGGAGGACCAUCAGUGACGUCGCUAACCCUUGUUAAAAUCUGUUCAUUCGUAGGACUCUUAUGGUGACACUGUUCUUCAUGACGCUAUUGCUAAAGACUUUGCAGACAUUGUCGAACUCCUCAUAAACUUUCGUGGUAUCGACUUGUCGAUCAAGAACAAACGAGGAUUCAAUUGUUUGCACCAUGCUGCCCUGAAAGGAAAUGCAAGGUCAGUAUUUAACGUGAACUAUAAAGGGAAAUUUCAAGUAGGGGAAAGUGGAAAGAAAUAAACUUUUAAACAAAGUAGCUGCAAGUAAUUAGCGCGCUUUACUCUUAGCACUCAUCAAAAUCAUCAUUUUGUGCAGCCCAAAUUAGUCAACCUAGCCAAUCAGAGUAAGAUCUGAAUCACAGGGCGCCAAUAAGAGUUCCAAAGAAACAUACAAACGAUCGCAGGCGCGGGAAAGUACGCGGGCAAACGGCUGAGAGGAUGACGUUCUUUUUCUGCACCAAUCACGGGACGCAUUGAAGAACAGCGAGACAAACUAAAGGGGAUCACUUUCCAAACUCAAUUUAAAAUUUCUCUGGUUUAUAUAAUCAUAAUGUUUAGCAACACGAAGAAGUUUAGUAACCCAUAGGUUGCUGCAAACUAGCAGAUAAUGCUUCUCAAAAACCAGAGUUCUCGGGGAUGGAAGGGUUUCAAUGACCUUUGUGACCUUGUCUCUUUCACAUUCUUCAGAGCGGCGUCGCUAAUUGUUCAGAAGUCACCAGAACUAAUGAACUCCGCCAAAGAGGAUGGCUUUUCGGCGCUUCAUCUGGCCUCACUUAACGGACAUUACAAUGUUGUUGAAUGUCUAGUUCAGGUAAAUGUGUGUUUGACUUCCAGCCAAUAUUUUUGGCUAGUAUGAUAGUAGCUCAGAAUGUUUCAGAAGUAUCUUUGCCUUAUGGGUGGCUCCGCGACUCCGCAAGAACAAAGAUAGUGCAAGUGGCCUAGAGGCUUUGUAGUUAUGGACGGCUUUUUAAGAGAAAAAAGCACUACAUAGGGUCGUCAUUGAGACAAUUAAAUGGCAAAAAACAGACAAACAAACAAAUAAAUAAUGAUUUUCUGAUAUGUAUUAUGCAAUUGCUUGGUGUAAUCUUUUAGCCAUGCGAUAAAUUCAAGCUUUUUGGUAACAAUCGAGUGUUCUUGUCAGUUAUAGUCUGUGGUGUUGAAAUAAUAAACCAAAUAAAACAUUUUUGCUUGUAGAUAUCGAAUUUCUCUUCUCGUGUUCAACUCUACAUCUCACUCGUUAGCUGCCCCCUCUGGUGAGAUAUUAAGUUGAACGCUCGAAGAGAAACUCCAUACUCACGCGCGCCCGUGUAUUAUUCUCAAAAUAUUUACGAAUCUUGAAGUGCAACUAAAGCAGGCUAACAUUUUGCCACCUCUCUAGGCUCGCUCUCUUUCUGAAGUCGAUAUCCGCAAUGGUCGUCAACAGACCCCUCUCCUCCUAGCAGUCGAUAAAAGACACGUGACCAUAGCUAAACUACUUUUGGAAAACGGAGCUAAUGUCAACGCGCAAGAUGAUGUCGGUGAUUCUCCACUUCAUGUAGUAGUCAUGUAUCAUUCCCUAAAGUUUGGGGGGAAUAAUGCUGCAAAGAAAGAGGUAAGACUUGGACAUGUAGAUCAUAUCAAUCAGCUUUUGUCUGUGUCUGUCUUUUACUGAUGCUUGACUGAUUGCCUGUCUGUGCCCUUUGUCUUUGACUGUUUGCGUCUCUGCGGUUUAUUUCUGUCAACUUACCUUUCUUCCUCAUUCUCUUUGCGUGACUGCCUGCUUGUCUUUCCCCUUCUGUCUUUGUAUUUGUGCCUCUCCGCGGUCUAUGUCUGUCUACUUACCUGUCUUCCUCAUUCUCUCUGCCUGGCUGUCUGCUUGUCUGUCUCUUUCUCUCUGCCUGACCGUUGCCUCUCUGUCUCCUUAUGGCUGCCCUUCUGUCGCCGUAUAGUCCAUUUAUGUUUCUCUAGGGCAGUGUCAAAUAGCCAAUACUGUGGAUGUGCCCCAUAAGUUCUCUUAUAGUCAGUCUGUUGACCAGACCUACUCUGGGAUCAUCUGUCUCGUUGUCCCUCUGUUAGUCAAACAGCCACCGUCUCACUCUCUAAUUAUCCUUGAGAGUCGCAUUUAGAUGUGCUUUUGUAGGCCAAUCUGUCUGGUUAUGUGUCUUUCUCUGUUUGUCUGUCAACUGUCUGGAUGUCGUCUGUUAGACAUUUGUUUAUAUUUAGUAUUUAGUGGUUACUUGUGUUCAAAGUCCGUCGUUUAAGCUAUCGCGAUGAGUUUCCAAAUUAUGACCGCUUUGUCUAACUUCCAAAAGUUGACGUGCUUAGUUUGUGUGCUAACUUUGCCUUGGACCGACACGAAAGCUGUUGUUUUUGCUUACGCUCUCAAAGAUUAAUUUGGUUGAUCGGAAACAUUAAGUACAUUGUUGUUAAUUUGUGAGAUUAUUGUAUCGUAAGAGCGUGUUGUGGUCUGCCGCCAGCUCCUCCGACAUUGCGACCCAACGACAUGUUUCAUCUUAACAAGUUUCUCAUGCAUGUUGUUAUCUUUACAGCUUCCUCCAAGCGAACCUACAUUUGCCAUAACCAAAUUACUAAUGGAGCACGAUGCAGACUUGACACUUUUAAACAAACACGGGAAAACUCCAGUACAGCUGUGCAGAGAUCCACGGCUCCGAGAGAUCCUAUUACCUAAUGGCGUAGCAGAGGACGAGUGAGUAGAAAUAACAUCCGACAGUCUUUUACCGACCAAAUUUGUCACGUUUUCCUUGCGCAUUAAUCCCUUACACUCUUAGUCAUUUUUAUUCCUUCGUUGCGGUAUGUAUUUUUAUCUUCAACCAACCUAACGUUUGCAAACUCCUCCAAGCUUCCUCAUAUACAUGUAGUUUUAAACGCCGUAAAAUAAUUUUCAAAAUAUUGCGUCGUACUCCUUCAAGCUCAGCUACCGAAUAAGGAAUGAUAUCGAAUUUGUUUGUCUCGAGCGAGUGUCGAGAUGUAACAGAGGAAUGAUCGAAGUUAUGAGCUACGCGGAGCUCGAGAUACAGCUCCUUAGCACGCAGUCUCCUUUGCGGUGUAUUGUUUGUGUUACGUGACAUCUCAAAGUACGGCUGUGAGGGAGACCUCGUGGCUCAGAGAAGUUUUCGUUUGAUUGUGCGUAUGUUUGUGUUUUUUUUUGCAGUGCGACGCCGAAGAAAUCUCAGACAUCAAAUGGUGCCUCUCCGCAUGCAUCGUCGAGCUCGUCUUCUGGAGUUUCCAUGGAAACAGGCCGCAAAUGUCGUGUGUGUGAUUUGCCUGCUAACGCAACCUUUUCCCCGUGUGGUCACUUGGUCGCUUGCAUGGAUUGUGCGCCAAUGCUAAAGAAGUGUUUUCUUUGUAAGGUAAAGUACAAAUUUUUUCUUAACAGUAAUGGUCAGAAUUUCUUUGCCCCGUAGUAAUAAUUAAUUUCCUCCCUCUAUGCUUUGCAGGCUGUGGUUGAGUCGUUUGCCGAAGUACACCAGGGAGGGGACAGUGUAGAAUGCGUAGUGUGUUCAGAUGAGCCACCCUCCGUCAAGUUUGAACCGUGUGGGCACAUGAUAGUUUGUGAAGGUACAAAUAUUUUUUGACUGCGUUUGAAAUUUUUAUCACUGAUACAAGACUUCAAUCCUUGAUUGAAUGACAGAAAAGUUAUCUAGUGAGACAUAAGCUUUAAGAUGACUCCACCUCCCACCCCUUCUCUCUGCCAUCCCAUUCUUGUAAGAUGGGAAAUUGAAAGAUCUCUUGGGAAACCCUUGGGAGGGACAUGUUUUUACUGAUCACUUUACUGAUCUCUUAGUUUUUAUUUCAUCAUAUCUUCCCGUCACUAGGAUGUGCCACACGCAUGAAGAAGUGCCUUAAAUGCAAGAAGGUUAUUGAAAAGAAAAUAUCCAGUGGUGAGUAAUUGAGAUCUUACAUUUUGCUGCCGUAGAUCGUAAUAAAUAAAAAAAAACAUUUAACUUUGUUCCCUUGGGGAAUGAAGUCAAGGAUUUUGGGGAUGUAAUGUCGGAACCUUUUUCAGACUGUUUGAUAAUCGAGAGGCUUUCAUUUGUCCACACUUCUAGGCGCCUGAACGUCAAAGACUGCGUGAAAUAUUCACAAGCAUUCGAAGGCUAAAAUGUGAAAUUUCAAGCGAACUUGAAAGUCUAUGGAAAAACAAACAGUCGUGGACAUAUGCAUUCCAUUGAGACUACAGCAACGUUAGUGAGUGCAAGACAGGCCGUGUAAAUACUCAAGACAAAUAAUUUUUCCGGCGAUUUUUAAAAUUUUCUCCUUUUUUUUCGUCCGUAGGGAAAAAGGCAACUGCCAAACCAGCAGAAUUAAGCGAAAACGAUGAAAAAUACUUGGAAACACUCCAUUCUUUGCUGUCGCUUCAAGCUCAUGUACGGGAGAUUGAAGAUGCCAACAUGUGCGCCAUUUGUCUUGAAAAACCUCGCAAUAUGGCGUUCCUGUGUGGCCACGGCACAUGCGUAGAGUGCGCCACGACACUGGAGGUGUGUCCCAUGUGCAGGAAACCCAUCACUAAGAAGAUAACUCUGUUUAACUGAUCAGAGUGGAGUGCACAGGCAACCCAUCACGAUGAGAAUGACGCUGUUCAUAUGAACGAAAUGUUAUGGUGAAAUGAAUAUCUGAGAUCACUUGUUACAAACGGUAACUUGCGUUUGGGCAAAUCUUGCAUCUAGGCAUUACCUAUGUUUUGUCUAAAGCUUAAAUUUGUUCGUCAAAAACGCUUUCUUUUGUUCAAGAUAACUUCAAAAGGUCCAUAUAUUUGAGCAGGAUUUCAAUUGCUUUGUCGGUUGAAUUCCUCUUAGUUUAGAUAGAUAAGUAUUUUUCAGAGGAUUGCUUACGUAUAUUAAGACAACACAAUUGACAUAAACUUCAAGGUGCGUUAGUUUUGGAAAGAAAAAAAAAAGACACUUAAAAGUACGAUAAAAAAUAGAGGAGUUACAAAUGCAGUUCAAAAGACUGUUCGGAAGAAUGUUCCGAAGGCUGUUCGGAAGACUCUUCCGAAGACUGUUCUUUUCGACCUGAAUAUAGUUCUUGCGAAAUCGUUGUUCAUAAUCUUUACCAAGAAAUAAUACAUGGGACUUUAGACACCUUGGUAGCGAAAAAAGUAAUGAAAGACAGUCUAGAAACUUUCCAAAAAACGUACGGGUUUGUUAGUAUAAUGCUUACAGCUGAUCGUGGUCUAGAAACCGCGAAGGGCUUAUAAUUCCUUGUAAUUAACUGGAACUAAGAAAUAUUCUACAUCAAAGUUCUCAGAUGUUCUAGAUUUCUCUAAAAGAAUAUAUAAAUCCCAGCCCAGACCCUUGGAUGGAGUGUUCGUUGCUGGUUCAACCAGAUCUCACUGGAUUGUUACGUUACGUCACCGAUUGAGACCAACCAUGCCUACCAGAUUUCGCUUGGGCAGGGCAGCUCGAGGGAAAUACAAGGGACUGGUGAAAAGAUCCAGUUCAAAGGGUUUCAAGGUCUUUCAGUUAUUAACCAAUUGAGGGGCUAAUUUCGGAAAUAGAUCUUAGGUUUAGAAGUGUGUUAGAAAAAAUACGAUUUAGUUUAGCCCCGUUGACAAGUUGUUUAAUAAUAUUUAUCCGAUUCUAAUAUCUCAUUUGCCACUGAUUUUAGCUGGGCUUUUGAUGUGGCAAUUGAACGAUUUUGCCUUUUGACUAGUAAACACAGUAGUAGUGUGACGCGUUCCUAAUCGUCUCUUGUCUCUUAAGAACGUGAAUCCUUAAGUCAAGGAAUGAAUUUUGUCCUAUUUUAAUUUAUCGCGAAAUGAAUUUCUGUUUGAACAUAAUUUAUUAU
This is a messenger RNA of Pocillopora meandrina, 14742 nucleotides long. NCBI's taxonomy places the organism in Eukaryota, Metazoa, Cnidaria, Anthozoa, Scleractinia, Pocilloporidae. The record is from the annotation of a GenBank genome assembly.